AUGGCUUUGCGAGCUUUGGUCGGAGGCCGGCAACGACAAAUCAAUGGAGGAUAUCACGAAAUUUCGAGGGGCGAUGGAUCAGCACAAAAUUUCGAGGGCUUUUCAGUUGAAAUCGUCGAAUUCGUCGGCAAAUUUCGCCAAGGAAUUGAUCUCCGCGAUGAUACAUUUACUUUAGAGGACCCUGGAAUCGCCGAAUGGCAUUGCCAAGGAAAAUAUGGCUACUGCACCAGGAAAGGCGGUAUUGGUGGAAGGAAACUACAGAAUUCAGUUAACCAGAUAUUAAUCCCGACGUCGAACAAGAACUCUAAAGUCCUUUCUUUCACUGAGAAAGAGACCACUGUCUCAAAAGUCACACGUGGUUCAAGCAAGACGAAGAGUGUCUCCAAAGCCUCAAAGAAAGUGCAAGUUGGUGCCUGGAAGGCUCUCUGCGAUAUUUCAAACUUGGGUAAGCCAAGCUUGAAGGAGACGUCAAAGAAGAGUCAAACCUCGAAGUUUACCAUUUUGGCGGAAAUUCCAGUUGAACCCGAAGACAUUGCGAAGGAAGGAUGUCUGCACAAUCAUGAUGAAUGUAUCAAAUGUCAGGAAAAUACUAAAAGCAUGAACGAGUUUUUGAAGAUACUUGGAUUAGAAGAAUUCUCCAAUCCGCCUGCAUCUGCAAAGGGAACUCACAUGCCAAAUGAAAUGCCCAUGAGUCCUUCACGGUACUCCGAAGAUGAAGAGAUGACUGAACUGCUGAUCAAAUAUUGGUCUCCGGCGAAGCUUAUGAUCAAAGAUUGGUCUCCACCUAGUCCAGAGCCAAUGGAUUUGCCAGAUACUUACGAGUUGAUCUCAUCACCAUGAUGGGUGAGAGCAUUGUUUUCUUUGCUUCAUGUUUGUUAUUUUGGUUGAAUCGAGUGCUACAUUUUACAUUGGGUUAGGGAUGACAAUAGGUCGAAAUUACCUUUGGUUUUUUUUACUUUGGCAUUGCUGAAAGUAUUGAUUUGCACAUACGUAACAUGUACAUAGAUG
Messenger RNA from Hibiscus syriacus, 1008 nucleotides. RefSeq lists its product as uncharacterized. The coding region runs from base 1 to 840 and encodes 279 amino acids. Gene Ontology annotation, biological process: regulation of mitotic cell cycle. The record is from RefSeq and is a predicted model, not a curated record. Lineage: Eukaryota; Viridiplantae; Streptophyta; Magnoliopsida; Malvales; Malvaceae. The transcript has 5 exons.